AUUUUGAUCGCGCGGCGCCGUGCAAUCCUACAGGGGCGCGCCUGGAUCGUGAGGCUAGGCUUGUUGGCAGCGUUGGCGUAGUCGGAUAUCGUCAGCAGGCAUUCCUGUGCUUUGCGCUUCGAAACAAGUACCACCGAGAAGCCUCCCGCUCUCCCGUGCACUUCCCCAGCUCUCCCGCCGCCCGCUCAACUGCCUCACAUACCGCCGUUCUUCUCUCCGCGCCCCGGUUGUCAUCGAUUGGUUCGCUCGAGCGACUGAGAGCGGAACAUGAUGUCGAAGACCUCGGUGUUUACGACCGUCACCCCGCUGCCCGCGGGGAUUACGAGGCAGAGCGUGCUCGAUACUUAUCGCAAUCAUAUUGAGAUGAUUGAGCUGAAUCCGCUGGUGGUGGAGAGGUUCAAGUGCAAACCGCCCACCUACGCGCCGGCGGAGGAGUUCUAUUCAACGUGGUAUACUAUUAAGGAUAAAGUAUCCUACCUCCCCGGCGGCCUCGCAACCGGCUCCGUCUCCUAUCACGCCUGCUUCCACGACCUCCCCGACGGCCUGCAAACGCACGUCUAUGCGCCCCUCGGCCUCGACAUCCGCGCGAAAUGGAGCGUCGGCGGCUCGCUGCCCGGUGAACCCAAGGCGCCCACGGAGCUCGGCAUUGGCGCGCCGCGGGAGGGCCUGUACAUCCGCGAGGACGUCAAGAUGAAGUGCAACAUCAUGAUGAUGGGGUUUGUCAAGAAAACGUUCAAAGAGAGCCAUAGCAAGCUGGUGGACAGGCUGGUGGAGAAGGCACAUGUGCUCGAGAGCGGGUAUGCGAAUGAGAGGCUGAAGGCGCUGAGGGAGGUCGAGCCAGGAGAGCGCAUGGGGCAUGGGGAUAUUUUUAUUGCGCCGCCGCCGGGGUAUCGGGAGUCGCAAGGACAAAUGCACGGGCAUCCGGGACACCACAGUAUCUACUCGAACGGAAGCGAUCGAAGCUCAAUGCUGUAUAGUCCCGGCUUGUCGCAGGCGAGCACCCUGACGAGCCACAGCAGUGGUGGUGCGUAUCUGGGGAGUCCGCCACAACUUUUUCACAAGACCGAGUGCGAUCAACGCGGGAGCUUCCAGUCUAGCGUAGAUGGGCAAAAAGAGCAGCAGAAGCUGUCGUUCCUGCCGGCGACGACGUACAACCCACAUCAGCGGCAGCGAUCCGUGGAUGAGAGACCGGGAUAUCAUGCCUAUCAUCCGCCGCCUACGGAAUUGCCUGCUGAAGGGCCGCCGGUGCCGCCGAAGGAUAUCCAUCGAGGGUAUCCUGCUGAGCUGCCGGGUUGAGUGCGCAUAAGCCAGCUUGGACGCCGUCAGCUUUGCGAUGCCGCGGCUUCGGGGUUGGGGUUGGGGUUGGAUCGCUGAUCCUGAA
This is a messenger RNA of Trematosphaeria pertusa, 1381 nucleotides long. RefSeq lists its product as uncharacterized. Bases 268 to 1296 code for a protein of 342 amino acids. The transcript is spliced from 2 exons. NCBI's taxonomy places the organism in Eukaryota, Fungi, Ascomycota, Dothideomycetes, Pleosporales, Trematosphaeriaceae. The record is from RefSeq and is a predicted model, not a curated record.